CUUCCCUUAAUCGUGUGCCGAGCAUCGUUCAAGUCGUGCUGGCCUUCGUGUAUCGUGUACGCGUCCCGACGUUUUCCUCUUCGAAUCUUUCAGUCCGUGACAUGUCGUCGAAGGAUCGAUAGCGUUGCAUGUAUAAAAAAAGAAUAUGUUGCUACUUAUUCUCCUGAACCUGCAAAAAGCAUGAACGGCGCGCGAUCUGUGUUCGUGCAAUCGAACGUGUAGAAAGAAACGUGACGACAAAUCGUUGGGAGGUGUGCCGGAUUUCGCGGUUCUUCUUGACAGACUGUGAAGAUGAAGAGGCAGAAUGUGAGGACUUUGUCGUUGGUAGUGUGUACGUUUACUUAUUUGCUGAUUGGCGCGGCGGUUUUCGACGCGUUGGAGUCGAACACGGAGAGGAAGCGCUGGGAGUUUUUAUCGGAGGUUCGUCGAAACAUGAUCAAGAAGUACAACAUCACGCAGGAAGAUUACAUAAUGUUGGAGAUUGUUAUAAUAGAAAAUAAGCCACACAAAGCAGGCCCUCAAUGGAAAUUCGCUGGUGCCUUUUAUUUCGCGACUCUUGUGCUUGCUAUGAUAGGGUACGGACACUCAACGCCAGUCACCAUAGGAGGAAAAGCAUUCUGCAUGGCAUACGCCAUGGUAGGCAUUCCUCUCGGUCUGAUAAUGUUCCAGAGUAUCGGUGAACGUCUGAACAAGUUCGCCUCUGUAGUCAUCAAACGAGCAAAGACGUAUUUAAGAUGCCAGAAAACAGAAGCAACCGAGAUUAAUCUAAUGCUCGCGACUGGUUUACUUUCGAGCAUAAUUAUCACGACUGGAGCUGCUGUGUUCUCGCGUUACGAGGGAUGGAGCUACUUCGACAGCUUCUACUACUGUUUUGUCACACUGACUACCAUCGGUUUUGGUGAUUACGUCGCCUUACAGAAUGAUCACGCACUUUCCAAUAAACCUGGAUACGUGGCCUUAAGCUUAGUCUUUAUACUAUUCGGCCUGGCCGUCGUCGCUGCCAGCAUAAACUUACUCGUCCUCCGCUUUAUGACGAUGAACACGGGUGACGCUCGCCGCGACGAAGAGCUUCAACCAGCUUCUCAUCACGUGUUAACACUAGACGGUGAGGUGGUCGCUGUAAAUGGAAAACUAUUAGCUGGUCACGUGCCUAUAGUUCACGACACGGAUGACUGCGUGAGCGUGUGCUCGUGCACGUGUCUAGGACCACCGAAUUCUGAGCUUCUGGACCAAGGUUACCAAGGCUACAGGCCUCCUUCAAUCUCGAGCCUUCGCGUGAAACGUGCAUCCGUCUGAUGGAAGGAGUUCCGUCGUCGCAGUUUACGUCGUCGAUUAUCGAGAGCUGACAGCAGAGAACUACUUGGUAUCGACGUGUAAAAGAUCGACUCGAAAAUUAAUAUAACCAAAUGGAUUUAAAAAUCCGUGAAGGAAACAAUGACAUUGGAAAUAAUUUCAUUGGUAUAGUUCACAAUGGAGAUUUUCAAGUUGAUUCAAAUUGGACCGAUGUUCGAAAUUGUGUUCUUAUAAGAUCUACCUUAUAACGUUAUAACGUUCAAGGACUCGUUAUCGAUUUUUGAAGACGUAUUUUGAAGACAGCCAGUGGAGUUUGUUCUGUGGAGGUGACUUUAGAAUUGAACUAUUGAAUUGUACUUGGCUCAUGUUGUAACAUUACGAAUAGUCGUAAGAAGAAGGACGUUCAGAGAAUGUUUGAUCGUUUGUAGACGAUUUUGUAACGGUUUGUAACGGUUUCGUACGUUUCAUAUCGUACCACGGACCAUUUUCUCCCGGUGAAUUCCGAGAGAGUUUCAAAUUCUCUAGAAAAUUUAAGAAUUCGAAUUCGUAUUCGGUGUUUAUGCUGUGUCAUAUGUAUUGAACGAUUAUUGAAAUUAUUGAAGAUUGUAGAUUAGUCAUGAAGGUUGCAUUGGUAUUAGAAAUUGUUGCUUAGAGGAUUGCUUUGUUCCGAAGAUAAGUUGGGUUUCUUCGAAUAAAUUUUCAAAUUAAAAUUUUUUAGGAAUUUCACUACCUAUGUUGCAUGUUAAUAAAAUCUUUUACAUUUUACAAAAAUCUGUUCUCAAAGUGUACGUAUAUGAUUUACAUAAAUUAUGACAGAAGCAUUUGCCUAGAUUUUGAUAUCCUUCAAAAAUGUUUUACGGACAAAACGAUCCUCGUAAAAGAGAAAAUAAUUUGUUUGAUGAAAGUUGAAGAAGUAGAGAUCGCCGUUUUGAUCUCGGUAAUUUGUAUGUAUACUGAAUAUAUAAAACGUAAACAGAACAAUAUCCAGGCCUCGUUAGCAUGAUUGUUAAAUACAUAUAUACGACUCGAUGUUUGUACUAAUAAACGUAAAAGCUGGAAAAUGUGAAAAUUUCACAUAAAUCGUCAAUCGACGAAAAGAAAAAGUCGAUCCUAGGAAGUAGCUUAAUUUUGUAGCUACGAAAAUUGUGAUUGUACAAUUUUCGAGAAUUGUAACUUGAACUUGAAUAACAAUUUUAUCAUACUUGCGAUGCGAAAGAAACAUACAUACAUCUCAGCGUCGUAUUUUUUAAACCUAAGAUUAGAGAAUAUAUCAA
Bombus impatiens (common eastern bumble bee) is the source of this 2567-nucleotide messenger RNA. RefSeq names its product two pore potassium channel protein sup-9 (gene Task7). Bases 292 to 1296 code for a protein of 334 amino acids. Gene Ontology annotation, molecular function: potassium ion leak channel activity. Lineage: Eukaryota; Metazoa; Arthropoda; Insecta; Hymenoptera; Apidae. Gene Ontology annotation, cellular component: membrane. Gene Ontology annotation, biological process: stabilization of membrane potential; potassium ion transmembrane transport. The record is from RefSeq and is a predicted model, not a curated record. The transcript is spliced from 5 exons.